GGCGUGAUUGUAGAUCUUUAAUUAGGUUGAGGGCAAAAUGGUCAUUUGAUGUCAAAUUGUGUAUAUGGAAACAAAAAUUUGUUGCCGGAGUAAGUGGGAUAAUUUUUACUAUUUUUACUUGACCCAAAGAAAAAAUUGAUGGAGGGAAAAGAAAGAAAGAAGAAGAAGAAAUGCCAGUGGCAAGGCCUGAAACAUCCGAUUCCAGAGUCAUUGCUCAUGUAGGUAUGGACUGCUUCUACGUUCAAGUGGAACAAAGGAAAAAUCCGGAGUUAAGGGGCUUACCAACGGCUGUGGUACAGUAUAACUCAUGGCAAGGUGGGGGCUUGAUUGCUGUCAGCUAUGAGGCCCGGAAAUAUGGUGUGAAGCGUUCAAUGCAAGGUGCUGAGUCAAAGAAAGUCUUCCCAGAAAUUCAGCUGGUCCAAGUCCCUGUAGCACGUGGUAAAGCUGACCUGAACUCAUACCGGAAUGCAGGUUCAGAGGUGGUUUCUAUCCUAUCAAGGAAGGGUCUAUGUGAGAGGGCUUCAAUUGACGAAGUGUAUCUUGACCUUAACGAUGCAGCAGAAACCAUGUUAGCUGAAGCUCCUCCAGAAAGCUUGGAAGAAAUUGAGGAGGAAGCUCUCAAGUCACAUGUUUUGGGGCUCGAUAAUGAGGACGGAAGUGAAGCCAAAGAAAAUGUGAGGAAAUGGCUUUGCAAAAGCAAUGCUGAUCUAUGUGAUAAGCUUCUAGCUUGUGGGGCUCUCAUUGUUGCAGAACUUGGGUUGCUAGUGUUGAAGGAGACAGAAUUUACUUGUUCAGCUGGCAUUGCUCAUAAUAAGGUUCAACACUGGCUUAAUGAACUAUGUGAAGAUCUGAGUGAACGUCUUCAAUUGGACUCGGAUGAAAACAAAAGGAUUGCUCAUACGCUAGUGCUGCAUGCCACAGCAUACAAGGCCAGUGAUUCAGAUUCACAGAAGAAGUUCCCUUCUAAGUCUUCUCCCCUAAGGUAUGGGGCUGCCAAGAUACAAGAGGAUGCUCUUAGCCUCUUUCAAGCUGCAUUAUGUGAAUACUUGGGUUUGUACACAGCUAAAAUUCAAGGAAGUCAAAAUAACCGAUGGGGAGUAACACCCCUCUCCGUUUCAGCAAGUAAAAUUCUUCCCAUACCAUCAGGAACAGCUUCAAUUGCAAAAUACUUUCAUGGUCAUCAGCCAUCCUCUUCCAGAAAGCAAUCACAGGAUAAUUUCAUAGAAGAAUCUUCUCCCAUGCCGCCUUCAGGUAAUGAGAACUACUCGGAGGUGAAUGUAACUACACCACAAAUUGAGUUCCCUUAUAAAGAAACUACGAUCAAGUAUGCUGUGCCUAGUUUGCAUCAACUGGAAGGCAAAAAGGAUUUGCUGAAUGACCAGAAACCAUGUUGCUCUCCAAAAAAUCAGGGAUAGGAUGAUUUCACCCAAGGAAGUUUACCAUCGUCAAUCUCAGGGAGUGAACUCUGCUCAGGAGUGAAUCAACGUCAACUAGUAAAACAUGAUUCUCGUGAAGAACCUUGCCUUGCUGCAAUACCUGGUUCCAAUAGACAGCAGCAGAAAAGGAAAACAGUGAAAGACAAGGUUCACGUACCCCUUUCCAUCAUAUCUUUAAUAAGUUCUUUGUGUGUGGUAUUUGCAAUGCUGUCAACAGGAAAUUCUAGAUACCUUAUAAAUUCUUUACACCAAGAGAACGUUAUCUGAAUUUAAUUUUAGAUCAUUCAUGUUGCGAUAUCAGGCAAUUAAAAACAAGUAUUUACCUUGAAAGGGUCGACUUUUGUUCUUUAUAUGACUGGCAAAACUUGGAAUGUGCUCAUGUGAGCAUGCUUAUACUCUUAUACCUUUUCCUUUCAUUGUUUCACCUCUUGAUGAUCAAUUUUAGAUUAGAACAGCAAGUCGAGGGGAAAUGUUUAGAACUUUAAGAUCAAGGGUAGGCCAAAGAAUCUCUCAAAAUCUUGACUUCAAGGUCAACCGGGACGACUUUGGAAUUAGGCGAAAGCACGCAUCAAGUAAUUACUUCAGGGCCUUGUAGGAACUAGGAAAUUUAAGAGUGAAAACACCAUGCAACAAUAGAAGUUCUGUUCAUGCUUCAUAACCGAAGUGCUCGUAUUUUGGCUUGCAGAAGUUUUCUAUUAACUUUUGGUUGAUAAUUUGUGCAGGGAACAUCUUCAAUAUUGAGAUUCUUUAACAACCAAGAUUCAUCUUCUGCUCCCCGAAAGCUGGAACAUGUUGAAAAUACUGAAGAUAUUAAACUGCCGCUAUCUGCUGGUCCUCAGUCUAGAAGUGAUAAUUCUUUGGAUCACAAUCAAUUGUUGUCAAAAGAAAGGCCUUUCGAAGAAACUGGGACUUCUAGUGCGCCUAGUUCAGCUCAAUUCGAGCAAAGAAGGGGUGUAUGGAGUUACAAUACUGACGAGAUUGGCCCCCCUGUCAUUGAGGAGUUGCCACCAGAAAUUCAACAAGAAGUUCGUGCCUGGCUCAGGCCUCACAAGUGGCAAAAUGUAGUGAAACAGGGUUCUAGUAUUGCCGAUUAUUUCUUACCCACAAGGAAAGCAUAGAUAUUCUUCUGUAAAUAGGCGUUUAUAUGUAAAUCCAAGAAAUUUGUACAGAAUCCAAGAACCUUGCAGCUUUGGUAUGCUGGAGCUUUAUCAUGGCAGCUCUCUGCCUCUCUAAAAUGAGGUUUACGUGGUAGAGCAGAAACUGAAAUGAAAAAUAUAAAUCAUUAAAGAUAAGGAUGUCCGAUGUUGCAAUGUCAGUGAUUCCUUCUUCAUGGUAGCCUUCAUUUGUAUGCUAAUUAUUGAUUUGUUAUUUGAACUUGA
Messenger RNA from Rosa chinensis, 2815 nucleotides. RefSeq names its product DNA polymerase eta. The coding region runs from base 171 to 1415 and encodes 414 amino acids. NCBI's taxonomy places the organism in Eukaryota, Viridiplantae, Streptophyta, Magnoliopsida, Rosales, Rosaceae. The transcript has 12 exons. Gene Ontology annotation, biological process: response to radiation; error-prone translesion synthesis. The record is from RefSeq and is a predicted model, not a curated record. Gene Ontology annotation, cellular component: replication fork; nucleus; site of double-strand break. Gene Ontology annotation, molecular function: DNA-directed DNA polymerase activity; damaged DNA binding.